This is a messenger RNA of Drosophila ficusphila, 1169 nucleotides long. It is a transcript of the gene Daao2, whose product is annotated as D-aspartate oxidase. The transcript has 4 exons. Gene Ontology annotation, molecular function: FAD binding; D-amino-acid oxidase activity. NCBI's taxonomy places the organism in Eukaryota, Metazoa, Arthropoda, Insecta, Diptera, Drosophilidae. Bases 16 to 1041 code for a protein of 341 amino acids. The record is from RefSeq and is a predicted model, not a curated record.
GAUCGGAUCGGAGCAAUGCCCAAUAUUGCAGUUAUCGGGGCCGGAGUGAACGGAGUGGCCAGUGCCAUUAAGAUACUGGAGCACUUCGUCAACGAGGCAAAAGCGCCGAUCAGAGUGACCAUAAUAUCGGAGGAUUUUACACCCAACACCACUGGAGAUGGAUCGGCAGGGCUCUGGGGACCUUAUUUGCUGGGUGGAACCUCGCAAUCGAAAGUCCACAAAUGGUCGAAGAGCAUGCACCAAUUUCUGGAGAAGAUCUGGCUGAGCGGAGAUGCCGGGGAAGCUGGAGUUUGUUUACUUCCCUGCAUUCGUCUUGGCACCUCCACGGUGGAUACUGUUGAGGAUUUCUGGCGCGACAUUGUCUACGGAGCGGUGGAUCUCACCCAGGAACAGCUUGCUGUCUACAACCAAGGCCGCAGUGUCAAAUUCACGUCAGGCUUAUCCUUUGUUACCUACACAUCGGAGCCCGUGAAGCUACUUCCGUAUUUGAUGAAGCGCUUUCUCCGCAACGGAGGUGCAAUUAUCCAAAAAAAGAUUACCGAUCUGGAGGCAUUUAUAGCCGACUCCGAGUACGAUGUGAUUGUCAACUGCUCCGGCCUUGGAUCCCGGACACUAUUGAAGGACGACCAAAUGUACUCAGUUCGCGGACAGGUUUCCAGAGUGAAGGCCAACUGGAUCUUUUCGGCAGUGUUGGAUGAGAGCGACGAUGGCAACUACAUUAUUCCCAACACCGAGAGCGUCGUCCUUGGGGGAACUCACCAGGAGCAGGAUUACAAUACUCGGGUUUGCCAGCAGGAUAAGAGGCUAAUUGUGGACGGCUGUCGGCGGUUUAUUCCGGGUCUGGAGCACACGGAAAGCCUCUUUGACUGGGUUGGUCUCCGUCCGGGUCGAACCCAGCUCCGGCUGGAAGCCGAGCGACGCGGAAGGAAGCUCCUCAUCCACAAUUACGGACACGGCGGCAGUGGAGUCACUCUGUGCUGGGGCUGUGCCGACGAUGUCCUCGAUAUCCUCAAGGCUGCCAGGAACGGUUCCAAGUUAUAGAACUAAAUGAGUCUUGAUAUUUGAAAUUAACCCUCAAGAUAUUUCAAACUUUUUCUUUUAUUCAUUCGGCAUUUUUGUUUUCUAAUGGAACAAAAAUAAAAUUUGUGUCUGUUGUUGUCAAAUGUAAA